Molecule: messenger RNA, 933 nt
Organism: Kwoniella shivajii
Lineage: Eukaryota; Fungi; Basidiomycota; Tremellomycetes; Tremellales; Cryptococcaceae
Exons: 2
Coding region: 1-933 (310 amino acids)
Source: RefSeq, a predicted model, not a curated record
AUGUCAACUACAAUAACAAGAUCACCUUCACCGACCUUCACCUCUUCAUCAUCUUCACCAUCAUCAUAUUCUCGUCGAUCAUAUUCGUCUUCACCUGCAGCAUCGCCAGCACCUUUUCUCACACCUAAUCCAUUCGAUAACACAUCUACUUUCUCAAGACCUUUACCACGUAGAUUGCUUUCUUUACAACCUACUAGACCUUCACCUUACCCAAUAACAUCCCCCAUUUCACCACUUGUCUCCCCCAUUUCACCCAUAUCCUCUGCUACCAUCCUUAACCCUACGAGCAGCGGUAUUGGAAACGGUAAUGGUAAAGGUCGACCUGGCCUAGGUAAAAGUUCGGGCAGACCUGGAAUAUCACAUCGAUCACAUUCAUUCUGUGCAUCUGGAAAUAAUUCAACUUAUGCUUUAGCUUCUGCACCCUCUAAACAUCUUUCUCCGGAUAAAAAAAUCUUGGUAGCACCUCCAUUAGAAAGAACUAUAAGUUCAUUAGGUUCAAGAGGUAAUUGUUCACCACCGACUCAACAAAUGCAAAGACCUUUUAAAGGCAGUUCAGACUUUGAUGAUUAUCCAAACAAAAUUAAAGGACGAACAACACCAACUAGACCAAGAACGCCUUUGGGUACUAUCGAAGGUGUGUUAAGUGAAAAAGAUAUAAAUCAAUCAACACACAAUUUCACUAAACAAAAUAACAACCAAAUACCUCAAUCUGUGAUUCCUACUAUCUUCGUACACCCAUCAACUACACCACCUAGACCAUCACUUUCAACGAUGCGUAACCCUUCCAAUGAUUCUUCAAGAUCUUCAUCUUACACGAUAAUGACACCUACUACACCUCAUGAUCUCCUAUUCGGUAGCAUCCAGGAAGACGAAGAGGAUUUAGAGAGUGUCAAAAGCGUCGAGUUGGCAGUUAGCGAUUUAGUAAUUUCCUAG